Dunckerocampus dactyliophorus (ringed pipefish) is the source of this 3354-nucleotide messenger RNA. It is a transcript of the gene ube2f, whose product is annotated as ubiquitin-conjugating enzyme E2F (putative). The coding region runs from base 256 to 810 and encodes 184 amino acids. The record is from RefSeq and is a predicted model, not a curated record. Gene Ontology annotation, cellular component: nucleus. Gene Ontology annotation, biological process: protein neddylation. Gene Ontology annotation, molecular function: NEDD8 transferase activity. The transcript has 10 exons. Lineage: Eukaryota; Metazoa; Chordata; Actinopteri; Syngnathiformes; Syngnathidae.
UUAACUUCCGUUCCCCGUGAUACCGGAGUGGAGUUCUGACAACUGAGGCGUCACUCAGUGCAUUUCCACCCCAAAACCUCAAAAAUCACCUUUUAACACCAUUUACGCUCUCAAGUGCCUCACUCUCCGCCUGAAGUUUCAGCGACCGGAGGGCAGCUGAUUAUGGUGUAACACGGAGCGCUAGCUCGGAGAUUACAGGCAUUUGAGUAGCAGUGCAGCGCAAGGCAGACGAAAGCAGAGCGCUGCAGAGUAGCCAUGCUUACAUUGGCUAGUAAGCUGAAAAGGAAUGAUGGAGCACAGACAAGCCGUACCUCAGGAGGCUCUGACUCAACUCACAGGGUCUCAAUAAGGGACCGUCUCCUUACCAAAGAAGUUGCAGAACUUGAAGCCAAUCUUCCUAGUACAUGCAAAGCCAAUUUCCCAGAUGAGGACAAGCUGCACCAUUUUCAGUUGGCAGUGUCUCCUGAUGAAGGUUACUACCAAAGUGGCAGGUUUCAGUUUGAAAUAGAUGUCCCAGAAGCCUAUAACAUGGUGCCUCCAAAAGUGAGAUGUCUGACUAGAAUAUGGCAUCCAAAUAUCACUGAGAAUGGAGAAAUCUGCCUGAGCCUUUUACGUGAACAUUCUAUCGAUGGAACAGGGUGGGCUCCCACCAGAACAUUAAAGGAUGUGGUCUGGGGAUUGAACUCGUUGUUCACUGACUUGUUAAAUUUUGAUGAUCCAUUGAACAUUGAUGCGGCAGAACAUCAUCUGAGAGACAAGGAGGAUUUCCGUAAUAAAGUUCAAGAUUACAUCCAGCACUACGCCAGAUGAUAAACGCAUCGUGCUGCACCAAACUGCUCCACAUUUGCCUCAGCUUAUCUCGGCCAGGUUCACACCGAAUCAGUAGCUGGCCGUCGUAACGUUCUACUCUGCUCACCUGAUUGCAAUAAACCUCAACAUUUUUAAACAGCAGAACAGUCAAGUUUUGAGGAGGGACACGUCUACACAAAGCACUAUGCUUUAUUUUGGAGUGUUUUGGGGAGGACAGUGUCUGAUCCGUGUGAUGCAGUCACUGAAUGAAGCUGCUGGCUUGAUGCUAAAACAGCCAAUGUCUUGCGACGUGAUGAAUCACAAUGAACGUCUGUAUUUGUUUUAAAGAUGAAUAACUAUAAGAAGGUUUAUAUGUGUCAACAGUUGUGAUGUUCCAGUGCCUGCAAUGGUCGUGUUGGGAAAGAGAAAAUGAACACAUUUACACGUUUCUUUCCAUGUUGCGCUAUGCUAUUACGGUAGUCCUCAUGUACACGUGCUGCAAAUCAUACAGCUCCCAGCUCACAAGACAGCAUUUGAAUGAUUAGCACCAUAUCGUCUGUUUGUUGUCAUUCUCUUGCAUGUUCACACAUAUAACUUUGAUCACCUUUGUAUGUUUCCCUCUUAUAUGCAGAGGAAGUGACUACUGUACUACAACUGGACAUACUGACACAUUUUGUCUUCUGCUGAUUGUCGUUCCGUCUGUUUUCAUCUGUCUGAUGUCAUUGUGUCACACAAAAACGCACACAUAAUCACAUGUACCUUCACAAUGGAUCUGAACAAAAAACUAUAUUGUCUUCCUAAUUUGCCCAAAGACGUUGAAAAAUACCGCCCAUUUGCCCUUACUUAAACCAUUUUUGACCCCUAAAUGCAAUAUUGCAUUGUUUUAUUUGAUUUAAGAAUAUAAGGUAUGGUUGUGGUCUCCAGCAAUUUGGAUUUAGAGUUAAAAAGCUGCAGGGGUUUUUAAACCUGAUCUAUUUUAACACAUAUACAGUAUAUCCUAAUGAGUCCAAGCGGUGGAUAGAUGGCAUCAAAAAGUCAACAAUUCAAAGUGUGAUGAUAUUUUAACGUUAUGUUUUACUGUGUGAGCCAGUACAGUAAAACCGUUCACCACUUUGCUAUAGUGAGUGUAGACAGUGAACACACCAUAAUGUACAACCAAUGAGACCGCAGUAAAAAGAAAAUUAAAAAGUUCCAAAUUAAUGUGACCGUACGUGGACAUAUAAUUUAGUAAUACCGUAAAAAUGAAAUAUAUGUACGGUAAGCUGGUUGCAUAAUCCUGCAUUCCUAAAAAUGACUACUUUGUUGAUUUUUGAAGUACAAUUUGUUCUACAGUAAAGCUUUUGACAAAAAAUGAAACGUACGGCAAUUUUUCCCAUAGGAAAUAAUGUAAAUGUAAUUUAUUUGUUGCAGAAACCCAAAAAUGUUACAAAAUGAAUUUUAUAGAGAAUAAUUAUAGGUUUACAUGUAUGACUGGAUGGAACUCAUUGUUGAUGGGCACUUCGUUUUGCAGAAUGCCGCAGUGGAACCUCAGUUAGCGUAUGCCUCGGUUAGUGUCUUUUUCGCUCAAAGUUUUUCCUCGGUUUGCGAACAUUUUCUGGUUGGCGUGCGUUUUGUCAUGUUGUUAACACACUGCGUGAGUUACAUACCGUUAGAAAAUUAAGGCAAAACUUUCGAUGAAAACCGAGGUUUGACUAUUUUUUAUUAGCUUUUUUAAAAAAAAUGUAAUGGGUACGUCAUGUCCUACUACUACAUGUAGUAUCUGCAGUGCUGGGAAAUCAAGCAGCAUUUGUGGUCUUAGGUGCAGACUGCUUUGCUCGAGGACAACUUGUUCUUUCGUGCUGGUGGUGAUUCUCCUUUGCUAAGCUGAGUAACACAUCCAGUGAGCCUUUGCCAUUGUGGGAAUUGGCUAGUGAAAACCAGCUGCGUAUGUAUGUGAGAGAUGAGAAUACAGACUGCCACAUGCUGAGCCAGCGACACUUUGUACAUCUGCAUCUAGCCACCAAUUUGUCUCCUACCUUUGAGCACCGAACUGCUUUUCUCCUUCCAUUCUUUGUGUUUACAUGUCGGCAUGAGGAAAUGUGAUGAUGAAAGAUGACGUUCAGUGCGCGUGUGUUUGUGUGUUUUCAAGUAAUGUGACUUGGUGGCAUGCUUUGACUCCCUCCAGCCCGUUCUUUUUCUUUGUGUCGAGAAUUGCAGUCCACAGUCAAAAAGUGUGAAUUAUUGUUACGGCAGAACAUGUGAUGGCGUGCACCUUUGCCAAGAUAAAAGGAUUGAAAAGUAUGACAACACGAGUAAACGAAGCCAAUGUGAGCAGGAUGUUGCGGUGUUUGCCCAGUAUUCAUUUUAGCCUUACUAACACUGACGUUGCAUUGCAUGUCCUUUAUUUUGGCGGUGUGGAGUGAUUUAUUUUUCCAAGGCUGCUGUUUGGGAAAUCUGCAUGGGCACACACAUAUUUGGGCUAGGUGAGAAUUAAGAUUGAAAGCCAGUUCUUAAAAUUCUCAACUGCGUCUCUCUCAGAUUGUAUAUGCAUUUUUUAAAGAAGUAUUAAAGAGGAUAUAAAGCCUA